Molecule: messenger RNA, 875 nt
Organism: Frieseomelitta varia
Lineage: Eukaryota; Metazoa; Arthropoda; Insecta; Hymenoptera; Apidae
Exons: 4
Coding region: 1-777 (258 amino acids)
Source: RefSeq, a predicted model, not a curated record
AUGGAGUUUUUGAUGAAAAAGGAAGAUCCUUCAUCCAAUGAGCUCAUAAGAACUGUCGAAAGAAAUGUAGCGAUUUUAAGAAUAGAAAGUCAUUAUAAUUUAAAAAUCAAUUAUGAAUUGGAUGUUAAGCUCACAUGGUUCCAUAAUAUAUCACGUAGUCUUACGGACAAACUUGAUUCUUUAUGGAAAUUGGCUGAAACGCAUCAGCCAACGGAAAAUGAAAUAAAACAAUUUGCUGAUCAAAUUGCAAGUUCAUGGACCUCUAUCAAUCGUCAGAUUUACGAAAAAUAUUCUAAAAUACGAAUGGCUAGUCGAACAUUACACGGAGUACCAUUAUCAAUAGUUCUCGAUAGAAUAAAGAAGGAAAUUAUUCUAUUCAAAGUAUCAUUGCAAUUUUAUGAAUCUACUUAUGAUCAAGAAUAUGUAUUAAAAGGAUACAAACUAAUUACUGAAAGUGAAGAACUUAUAAGCAGCUUAGAAAAAUGUGAUAGCAAGUUGCAACAAUACUUAUCCAUAUCAAAUAUUACGCCCCAUCUCAUAAAGUUAGAAUCUGCAAUUGACAAAUAUGUUACGAACGUUGAGGUGCUUUCUACAAAAAAUUCGUUUGUACCUGAUUUAAGUAUUUUUUCAUUAGUUGCGAAAUUAUUAACUGGUGAUUUACUCGGUUAUGAAUCUAUCGAUCCUAAUUAUAUUUUAAUGGAAAAUAUGCCCAAAAAACCAGUUUUUAUUAUCAAGAAUAUUAAACGUAAAACAAUUUACUCGUAUCAUUCAACAUAAAAUAUAUGUAUUUAUACUAUGUAACUUACAUACUCUUAAAUUUGAAAUAUUAUUUAAAGUUUUUAAAAUAAAUGCUGUAUCUAAGAUAAUCCACAUAA